This is a messenger RNA of Juglans microcarpa x Juglans regia, 702 nucleotides long. RefSeq lists its product as uncharacterized. Bases 56 to 571 code for a protein of 171 amino acids. Lineage: Eukaryota; Viridiplantae; Streptophyta; Magnoliopsida; Fagales; Juglandaceae. The transcript has 4 exons. Gene Ontology annotation, cellular component: mitochondrion. Gene Ontology annotation, molecular function: zinc ion binding; protein-folding chaperone binding. Gene Ontology annotation, biological process: protein folding; protein stabilization; protein import into mitochondrial matrix. The record is from RefSeq and is a predicted model, not a curated record.
UUAAAACUGGCUAAGACCAAAAUUGACUCCAACAGCUACAAAAUCUAGACCAUCAAUGGCGGUAACAACUGGGUGCCGUUUCACUCCCGCCCUUCCUCGUCUCUCCUCUCCUGUACAGAACCCUCAAAAAUCCGUUCAUUGCCUUCUGUGUCCCAGCUCCUUCAAACCCAUUUCACCGUCCAAGCCAAACCCUUCUUUUGCACUAUACAGGUCCAGGACUUCUCGGACAACAGUGGUGGCACCGAAGCGAGCGUACCGGAUAUUGGCGGAUUCUGGAUUGGUUGAAGAUAGUUCUGAGAAACAACCGGAGUCGGAACCGGAAGUCUCGGGCACGGGUGCACAUAUUGACAUAAAACUUCCAAGAAGAAGCUUGCUUGUACAAUUUACUUGUGAUUUGUGUGGUGAAAGAACAAAGAGGCUUGUUAAUCGAUUGGCCUAUGAGCGGGGCCUUAUUUAUGUACAGUGUGCAGGGUGUCUUCGUUAUCACAAAUUAGUUGACAACAUCGGCCUCAUAGUUGAGUAUGACUUACAGGAGAAAAUCAAUAUGGACUCAGAUACCGAUCAACUUUGAUAUGUGGCAUUCAGCUCAUUAAGCUCGAUUAAGUUCUCUGUUCAACAGUUCCAUGUCUGUGUUACAAAUCAAAGCAUGUUUUCAUUAAAAAUUAACCGUUUAAAAUUUGGAACUACAAAAACCUUGCAAUU